Spea bombifrons (plains spadefoot toad) is the source of this 2781-nucleotide messenger RNA. It is a transcript of the gene GPRC6A, whose product is annotated as G protein-coupled receptor class C group 6 member A. The record is from RefSeq and is a predicted model, not a curated record. The transcript has 6 exons. NCBI's taxonomy places the organism in Eukaryota, Metazoa, Chordata, Amphibia, Anura, Pelobatidae. Gene Ontology annotation, cellular component: membrane. Gene Ontology annotation, molecular function: G protein-coupled receptor activity. The coding region runs from base 1 to 2781 and encodes 926 amino acids. Gene Ontology annotation, biological process: G protein-coupled receptor signaling pathway.
AUGGCCCUGUGUGGACUGUUGAUCACCACUGGAAUACUGCUUAGUGGCAUAUAUUGUUGCAUGACCCCUGAAGAUUUUGUUGGAGCUAGACAUCACGGGGACAUUAUGAUUGGAGGCUUGUUUGCUGUACAUGGUAGAAUGAUGCGUUCGACUAAGGGAUACCCAAAGCGACCAAUAAUCCAGAGCUGCGCAGGUUUUGAAAUACAAGGCUUCCUGCAGGUGCUUGCCAUGAGCCAUGCUAUCGAGAUGAUAAACAAUUCGCCACUCAUACCUGGCAUAAAACUUGGGUAUGAGAUUUACGACUCUUGUUCUGAAAAUACACUGAGUGUAUUAGCGGCAAUGAGAUUCCUGUCUACAUAUAACUCAACAGAGGACACGUUGAAAUUCCAAUGUAAUUUCACAAACUAUACACCAAAAAUAAAGGCUGUCAUUGGAGCCAGUUACUCUGAAAUUUCCAUAACCAUUGCAAAGAUGCUCAACACACAGCUCAUACCACAGGUCAGUCACUCUUCAUCUGCUGAAGAACUAAGUGACAAAUUUCGCUUCCCGGCAUUCCUGAGGACAAUUCCUAAUGAUGCCCAUCAAACAAGAGCGAUGGCAAAACUUAUACAUAACUCUGGCUGGAAUUGGAUUGGAAUGAUUGUUAUGGAUGACGACUAUGGACGUUCAGCUUUAGAGAGCUUUGGAACACAGACCAUGACAAUUAAUGUAUGCAUUGCAUUUAAAGAACUCAUACCAGCACAUUUAUCUGACAGCUCAGUCCAAGCAAGGUUAAAUGAAACCAUUAAAACAAUACUGAGAGAAACGAGAGUCAAUAUCAUUGUUGUCUUUGUGAAACCUUCACUUUUAAUCAAACUUUUCAAGAAAAUCAUGGAAAUGAAAAUUCAAAAAACUUGGAUUGCAAGUGACAGCUGGUCUGCAGCCUCUAUAAUCAGUUCUAUUCCAAGUAUCAACAAAAUUGGACAAGUAAUUGGUUUCAUGUUUAAAAGUGGUGACGUUUCAUCGUUCCAUGCAUAUCUGAAAGAUUUAAACUAUCAACAUUUUGAGGUUAACCAACUUUUAGACCAAUAUGCUGUGCUACUCUCUCACUGCCCAAAAGCAAAACAUGAUGAGUUAUAUAGAUGCAUUACCAAUUAUUCUAAGGAGGCCUCCUAUAACGUACAGAGAAACAAAAACAGAUCGCUUAGAGGGGAUUUUCUUUCUGCAGCAGUACAGCCAGGAUUUGUCUACAGCACACAAUUAGCAGUAACAGCUAUUGCAUAUGCCAUUCGUCAACUCUGCAUGGACAGAGACUGCAAGGAUCCAACUGCGUUUGCACCCUGGGAGUUGUUACAGGUUCUUCAGACAUCAAAUUUCUCCUAUGAAGGCAGACAUGUUUACUUUGAUUCUAGAGGAGAUGCAAACACGGGAUAUGAUGUUUUACUCUGGAAGGAAGGUCCAAACGGAAUUAUAAAUAUCACCACAAUUGCCGAGUAUGAUAUUCUUAAGGAUGUUUUCAUAUUUAAAAAUAAAGAAAAGGAAAAUGAGUUCAAGCGUUUGAAGAAAAUUGAGUCCAAAUGUUCAGAAGAAUGCAAACCUGGACAAAUGAAAAAGACAUCAGCAAGCCUACAUACAUGCUGCUAUGAGUGUGUUAGUUGUCCAGAAAAUCAUUAUACCAAUAAAGCAGAUAUGGGCUAUUGUCUUCAGUGUGACAACAAGACUCACUGGGCUCCUGUAAGCAGUUCUAAGUGCCACAAGAAAAGGAUUGAAUAUUUGCGCUGGAAUGAUGGCUAUGCUAUUGUGCUCCUUAUCAUUUCCUUUUUGGGAGUUUCUCUAAUAAUAGCAGUAGCAAUACUCUUUGCUAAGAAUUUUGAUACACCUGUGGUCAAGGCAUCCGGAGGCACUCUUUGCUAUGUUAUUCUCCUCUCCAUCUUUUUUAGUUUUGUAAGUGCUGUAUUGUUUAUUGGCAAACCAGGAGACUUUAAGUGCAAAGUCCGUCAAACUCUGUUUGGCAUUAGUUUCACGGUGGUGGUGUCUUGUAUCCUGCUAAAGUCCAUAAAAAUACUGUUAGCAUUUAGCUUUGAGCCAAAGGUGCAAGAUAUUCUGAAAUGUCUAUACAAACCUUUCACUUUAGUAUUUGUAUGUACAGGGGUCCAGAUUAGCAUUUGCACUGUAUGGCUUAUAUUCUGGUCACCACGCACUAAGGAGAAUUUCUCUCUUCCAAAGACUAUUAUACUAGAAUGCGAUGAAGGUUCCACCGUGGCUUUUAGUGUCAUGUUAAGCUAUAUAGCCAUUCUGGCUUUCGUGUGUUUCAUAUUUGCAUUUAAGGGAAGGAAACUUCCAGAAAACUACAAUGAAGGCAAAUUUAUCACAUUCGGCAUGUUGAUAUACUUCAUAGCAUGGAUAACAUUUAUCCCUGUUUAUGCCACAACUUUUGGCAUAUAUUUACCUGCUGUUGAAAUGAUUGUUAUAUUAAUAUCAAGCUAUGGGAUACUGUCAUGCACUUUUUUCCCAAAAUGCUAUGUUAUCUUAUAUAAACAAGAUACCAAUACAAAAUCUGCCUUUCUUAAAAUAAUUUAUAAAUAUUCUUCAAAAAGUGCUAGCAGUCUGACUGUUAGUAGCCAUAUAUCUUCCAAUUCUAUACCAAGCUUGUCUAAUGUUCCUAAUUCAGAUACAUAUGGCAGAUCUUCCUCAGUGAGAUGUGUAAGUAACAGCUUCUCUUUUCAUGAGACACUUGUAGCAGCUGAUAUACCUUUAGCAGAUGACAGAGGUCUCAUACGAAAAAGGUUAUCAAGCAUUUAA